UCCUCUGGGGGAAACACUGCUCCCUUGGGCCCUGAGCUGCGUGGGGGUAGGGUCGGGGGUCACGGUCACUGGUGGGCCCGGCUCCCAACGCAGGGCAGGUGGGUGCAGAGUGGACCCUGCCCAGUCAGCAGGCUGAGGUCUGCCUUGUCGGGGAAGCGGGAGACAGGGUCCUGGUGGCUCAGGAGGAGUGAGCCAGACGGGCCCCAGGGGACCGGUGUGGGGGCCUGAGUAGCUACAGGGCACCCAGAAAAGGGUGCAGGGGGACGGACAGGGAGGCAUGCAUUAGACAGAAGGUGCAGGGCGAGACAGCCAUGCAGAAAGAGCUAGAGAGAGAGGGAUGGAGACAGAGAGACAUAGAGCGACAAAACCCAAAACGCACCCGAGGAAGGCCAAAGGAGACAAGAGAGAUGGACAGAGACAGAGACAGUGAGGCCGAGACCGGAAGAGAGACACGAUGGGAAAGAGAGAAACUGGCAGACGGAGAGACAAGGAGAGAUGGAGACACAGGGUAAAUGUGCCGCCCUCCCCACCCCGCAGCACCCGCAAGCCCGACAGAGGGAGGGGCAGGGGCAAGAUGGCAGAAACACACCCCCACACUGACCUGCUUCCAGGCGCCCUCACGGGGGCAGCCAGUCCUCCUCAGCUCUGCCCGCCUUCUAUGCUGAUGUUGGCCAAGCCCAUUAAGCUGCUACCCUGGCCACAACUGAAGGCCCCACGCCCUGGGGAGGAAACCACCGAGAAGGCGUCCCUUGUCCCGUGGCACCCCAAACCAUCAAUUAGUAUUAACAAGGGAAGGCUCCUCGCGGCCUAAAGGCCCCCAUCGGGGCUCAGAUGGAGGGGAAGCCCCACCCCCGUGAACCAGGAGGUUGAAGAGCCGGGGGCCAGCCUGUCAGCCCAGAGUGUCCCGAUGGCGUGUGGUAGCAGGCGGGUCACCAUCCAGCUGGUGGGAGAAGAGGCAGGGCCUGGAACCGGAGGCCCGAAGCCCUUUCGGGGCCAGAGAUACGAGGCCAUCCAAACAGCCUGCCUGGAUGAGGGGAUCCUGUUCCAAGACCCCUACUUCCCUGCUGGCCCUGAUGCCCUUGGCUAUGACGAGCUGGGGCCGAACUCUGAGAAGGCGAAAGGGGUGGAAUGGAUGAGACCCCAUGAGUUUUGCGCUGAGCCCCAGUUCAUCUGUGAGGACAUGAGCCGAACAGACGUGUGUCAGGGGCGCCUAGGGAACUGCUGGUUUCUUGCGGCCGCUGCCUCCCUCACUCUGUAUCCCCGACUCCUGUGCCGGGUGGUCCCCCCCGGACAGAGUUUCCAAGAUGGCUACGCGGGUGUCUUCCACUUCCAGCUCUGGCAGUUUGGCCACUGGGUGGACGUCGUGGUGGACGACAGGCUGCCCGUGCGUGAGGGGAAGCUGAUGUUCGUGCGCUCACGUCAGCGGAACGAGUUCUGGGCCCCGCUCCUGGAGAAGGCCUAUGCCAAGCUCCACAGCUCCUAUGAGGUGAUGAGAGGCGGCCACAUGAAUGAGGCUUUCGUGGACUUCACGGGUGGCGUGGGCGAGGUGCUCUACCUGAGGCAAGACCUCCCAGGCCUCUUCUCUGCCGUGCGCCAUGCCCUGGCCAAGGAGUCCCUCGUGGGCGCCACCGCCCUGAGUGAUCGGGGCGAGCACCGCACAGAAGACGGGCUGGUGAAGGGACAUGCGUACUCAGUCACGGGCACGUACAAGGUGACCCUGGGCUUCACCAAGGUGCGGCUGCUGAGGCUUCGGAACCCAUGGGGCCGUGUGGAGUGGACCGGGGCCUGGAGCGACAGCUGCCCGCGCUGGGAUGCGCUCCCUAAAGAGUGGCGGGAUGCCCUGCUGGUGAAAAAGGAGGAUGGCGAGUUCUGGAUGGAGCUGAAGGACUUCCUCCGCCACUUCAACACCGUCCAGAUCUGCUCGCUGAGCCCUGAGGUGCUGGGCCCCAGCCCGGCUGGAGGCGGCUGGCACGUCCACACCUUCCAAGGCCGCUGGGUGCCCGGCUUCAGCUCCGGCGGGAGCCAGCCUGGCACUGAAACCUUCUGGACCAACCCCCAGUUCCGGCUGACGCUGCUGGAGCCUGAGGAGGAGGAGGAGGAGGACGAGGAGGAGGAGGAGGGGCCCUGGGGGGGCUGGGGGGCAGCAGGAGCGUGGGGCCCUGCGAGGGGGGGGCGCAUCCCCAAGUGCACUGUCCUUCUGUCACUCAUCCAGCGCAACCGGCGGCGCCUGAGGGCCCAGGGCCUCACUUACCUCACCGUGGGCUUCCACGUGUUCCAGAUCCCAGAGGAGCUGCUGGGCCUGUGGGACUCCCCGCGCGGCCGCGAGCUCCUGCCGGGCCUGCUGCGCGCCGACCGCUCGCCCUUCUGCGCCCGCCGCGACGUGAGCCGCCGCUGCCGCCUGCGCCCCGGCCACUACCUGGUGGUGCCCAGCGCCGCCCGCGCCGGCGACGAGGCCGACUUCACGCUGCGCGUCUUCUCGGAGCGCCGCCACACAGUCGUGGAGGUCGAUGACGUCAUCAGCGCCGAGCUGCGCGCGCUCACGGUCCCCUACAUCCCCCUGGAGCGGGGGCUGGAGCAGCUGUUUCAGGAGCUGGCAGGAGAGGAGGAAGCACUCAGUGCCUCUCAGCUCCAGACGUUAUUAAGCAUUGCCCUGGAGCCUGCCAGGGCCCAUGCCCGGACCCCUGGAGAGAUCGGGCUCAGGACCUGUGAGCAGCUGCUGCGCUGUUUUGGGAACGGACAGAGCUUCACCCUGCACCACUUCCAGCAGCUCUGGGGCCAUCUCCUGGAGUGGCAGGCCACAUUUGACAAGUUUGACAAGGAUGCCUCUGGAACCAUGAACUCCUACGAGCUGAGGCUGGCGCUGAAUGCGGCAGGCUUCCACCUGAACAACCAGCUGACCCAGGCCCUCACGAGCCGCUACCGGGACAGCCGUCUGCGGGUGGACUUCGAGCGCUUCGUGUCCUGUGCAGCCCAGCUCACCUGCAUAUUCCGCCACUGCAGCCAGCACCUGGAAGGAGGCGAGGGGGUCGUCUGCCUGACCCGCAGACAGUGGAUGGAGAUGGCCACCUUCCUCUAGGAUCUCUGCAUGGAGCACCUGUGGCCGGAGGCAGAAGCAUGCCAGGAGGCCUUUCUCCUCUCCCAGCCGGGACUGGGGUUUAUUCCACGGCGGGGGGUCUGAGCACCAGCGCCCCCUCCGCCUCUCUGCCUGGCACGUGGGGCGCUGUCUGGUCCCAGCACUCAGCAGCGGGGUGAGGCCAGGCAGGUCCCUGCACACCUCCGUGCUUUGCCCUCCUCAUGUGUAAGCAGGGACGGGCACGACACUGUUCUUGUGCAGGCCCCACGUGUCAGCACUGGGGACAGUGCUGGGCCUCGAGCCGGUCCCCAGCGGCACUCGUGUUUACACACUCACGGGGACAGGGGUCUCCCACGCCCAGCCUUGCUCUGGGAAGAGGUGCUCCCGUGGCUCUCCUAAGAGGCGGAGAAUAGACAGGAGAGAGAGAGAACACGGUAGGAAUCCUUCUUAAAAAUAUUACAUGUUUUAUUAUCCUGUCCCCAGAAGGUGGUUUAUCCAGAAACCGAGAAAAAAAAAUAGAAUAAACUCAAAAAGGGGGAGGAGGGGAAGGGAGCAAAACCCAUCAACUAACAGGCAGCCAGGCCAGCAGCCCACCCUCCACCUCAGGAGGGUCCCCAGAGACCCAUGCCCAACGACAGACAACAGAGAAAAAUCAGUAAGGGGCUGGGGGGAGGGCAGCAAAUCAGCUAGGUCUUCAUUAUGAGAGCAAGAGGCAGGGAGCAUAUGUUGCUAGGUGAAUAUAUAUUUAUAUAAUAAAUCCGUAAGUUAAUAAAGUAAAUAGUAAUUCUCUGAAGGUUUUUAAUUCCUUUUUUUAUAGGUUUUUUUUUUUUGUGGAUUUUUUUUGUUUUUGUUUUGUGGUUUUUUUUUUGUUUUUGUUUUUUUUGGUCCUUAGAAAAUCU
This is a messenger RNA of Mirounga angustirostris (Northern elephant seal), 3972 nucleotides long. It is a transcript of the gene CAPN12, whose product is annotated as calpain 12. The record is from RefSeq and is a predicted model, not a curated record. Gene Ontology annotation, molecular function: calcium ion binding; calcium-dependent cysteine-type endopeptidase activity. NCBI's taxonomy places the organism in Eukaryota, Metazoa, Chordata, Mammalia, Carnivora, Phocidae. Gene Ontology annotation, cellular component: cytoplasm. Gene Ontology annotation, biological process: proteolysis.